Messenger RNA from Penicillium mononematosum, 2457 nucleotides. RefSeq names its product NCBP1 family protein. Gene Ontology annotation, cellular component: nucleus; nuclear cap binding complex. The coding region runs from base 1 to 2457 and encodes 818 amino acids. Gene Ontology annotation, molecular function: mRNA binding; RNA cap binding. The record is from RefSeq and is a predicted model, not a curated record. NCBI's taxonomy places the organism in Eukaryota, Fungi, Ascomycota, Eurotiomycetes, Eurotiales, Aspergillaceae. Gene Ontology annotation, biological process: nuclear-transcribed mRNA catabolic process, nonsense-mediated decay; mRNA export from nucleus. The transcript is spliced from 8 exons.
AUGGCCGAAAACGACCGUCGAAACCAAGGCUACAGGGGUGGGCGCAAACGCCGCUACAGAGAUGAUGAUGACUUUGAUCGCCGCCCACAAAGGCGUAGAUAUGAGGAGCCAUUGUUCGCCCAGGUCCGACGGCAGUUGUUGACCAUCGCGGAAUCGGCUGCUCGCAGAGCAGAAGAUGACGUCCAGGGUAUUGCGAAGACAGUCGCAGAUAACUACGAGGACGAGGAGAUCCGCGGCGACUUUGUCAACAUCGCCCUUGAUCUCGUUCUCGAACAACCCAUGAAAAUUCCUUUCAUCGCCGGCACGGUCCUGGUCGCACAUAGUCUCAAGCCCGAGCUUGGAUCGGAGGUUUUGAGCAAGGCAGCUGAGGCCUUGCAGAAGUAUAUUGAUAUUGGCGCAUGGCGUGAAGUCAAGCUUCUUAUUCGCUUCCUGGGUAUUCUCCAGCCGGUCUACGAGGGUGACGGUAUCUUCCCUCUUUUGGAAGAGCUGUUCGCUCGUGCAGUCGACCUCCAGACUGCCUCUUCGGAAGAUCUUCUUGGCCUUGAAUUGGUGAAGAUUAUCCAGUUCACCAUUCCUUAUGUCAUGCUAUCCCCCGCCACUGGCUUUGAGGCCCAGGCUUCCGCGCUUCUAGAGAAGACCGAUAUUAUUGCAUCUACGCCGCACGCCCUCGUCGAUUUGGUGAACACAUUCAGCCCCGAGGAGAACCAGGAGGCAGCUGGUCAAAGUGUUAUCAGUUUGAUGCAAACUCAACUCCAAGGGGAGGCCAAUCAGGGCUGGGAGCUUAAGUGCCUCCUCGUCCUUGGAAAGACGUCCACGGAUGAGCCCAAGUCUUUCGAAUCGGUGACCAAGGUCCCUUUCCCCACAGUCACUGUGCCUAACCCUGUACUAAACGGCGCGCGUCCUCUCUUCCCGGAGGUCUACCUUUCGGUGUAUGCCAACCAAGAAGUAGACACCGUUCCUUCAACCACAGACAUCUCCUCUUCGCUUAUUCGGGAUGCGUUGGUUGAUACUAUUAACCUCCUUGACUUCAACCGUGUUGCUACAGCCAAGUUCCUGAUCGAUAUAGACUGCUAUUUCACCCCUACCACAUUCGUGAAGCGUGCCACGCCUUUCGACCGAAUGCGCGAGCUCGCAGGGGAGGUGCAGCCAUGGAAGCCCGAGGAUGUGGCAGUGGACGCCGUGUUCUCGCAGUUAUUCCAAUUGCCAGCAUCGGAGCACAAGCUCGUCUACUAUCACUCUGUUCUCACCGAGUGCUGCAAGAUUGCCCCCGCCGCAAUUGCACCAAGUUUGGGCCGUGCAAUCCGAUUCUUGUACAACAGCCUGGAGACAAUGGAUUUGGAGCUUAGCAACCGUUUCCUGGACUGGUUCGCUCACCACUUGAGCAACUUCGGGUUUACAUGGAAAUGGAGCGAGUGGGUCGACGAUCUUGAUCUGCCCGCCAUUGAUCCAAGAAUGGCGUUCAUCCAAGGUGCUUUGGACAAGGAGAUUCGAUUGAGUUUCGCCCAGCGCAUCAAGGGAACCCUACCUGAUCCAUACCCGAAGUUGAUCACAGCAGCCAAAGAGAAGGAUACUCCCGAGUUCAAAUAUUCCUCUGAAAUGGCACCUUACUCUAAACAAGGACAAGAACUCAUGCAGCUUAUUCGGAAGAAGGCUAGCGACGAAGAAAUUCAGUCCGUCAUCACAGCCAUCGAAGAUCAGGCGAAGAGCCAGGGCGUCGAGGACCCUAAGAUCCCCUCGACAGAUGCAUUCGUAACCUCACUCUGUUACGUCGGAUCCAAAUCGCUCUCUCACGUCCUGUCAUGCAUCGAACGGAGCAAAGAUCGCCUCCUGGCCAUCGGCACGGAAUCCCAGCGUGCCCGCUGCCAAAUCAUCACCUCUGUUAUGGAAUACUGGGUCGAUCAGCCCGGUAUUGCCAUCAACAUCAUCGACAAGCUGCUUAACUACACCAUCCUCACCCCACUCUCCGUCCUUGAAUGGGCCCUAUCCGAAUCCGUCGCGGCAGGAACCAUCCUCUCAAAGCCUCAUAUCUUCGAGAUGAUCUCCGCCACCGUCGGCAAGGUCACUAACCGCAUGCGCCAGAUCGUCGCUGCCCGCACCCAGCCCGGCCUCUACGAGCCCCAGCUUAGCGUCAUCGACGAGACCCUUGUUCAUGAGCGCACAGAUAUGCAAGCCCUUUUCAAGUACAUCGAGGACUCCAUCGUCUCCAUCGCUGCUGGAAGCAAUGACCAACAGAUGGAGCGCGGUGAUGGCAGCGGCACUCUGCCCGAGGACGCCAUCAUCCGCCAAUGGGGCCGUCGCUGGCUCCGCGUGUUCCGGAGAAAGGCUGCCGUCGAGGAAUCCUUCAUCUCUGACGCCCUAGCUAACGCUACUCCACUCGGCACCCAAGCCCCGCCUGUUUCUGGGCGGGAGGGUGCUAUGGAUGGAGAUUUGGAUAUUGCCGAUGCCGAUGCGCCAUAG